Messenger RNA from Cucurbita pepo subsp. pepo (vegetable marrow), 1506 nucleotides. NCBI's taxonomy places the organism in Eukaryota, Viridiplantae, Streptophyta, Magnoliopsida, Cucurbitales, Cucurbitaceae. The record is from RefSeq and is a predicted model, not a curated record.
AAAUUACCAAUCUAACUCGUGAAGUGAACAUCUUUUGACCAAUUAGGAACGGAAUGGUUUUUGCCGACCAGGUCAAUAGAAUCAAUGGGCAGGAAACCAAUCCAUCUCUGACACAAAUGAAAAACAGCCAAAAGCUGCAGAAUUUCCGACAUCUUCUGUUUAUCUCCGCCGUGAUGUCCACCGCCGACCGCCGUACCAGAUAGCACAAACUUUCGAAUACACGCUGACUGGGUCGGCGGGUAUCCUCAGGGUCAGACAGUGCCAGAGAAAACUCAUAGCGAUCAGGAAUUCAAUAGCGAAGCAGAGAUUAUGAUGGAUCCUUACCACCACCACCACCAGAACCCUCCUCUUCGCGACGAUCAUCUCCGUUACCUUACCGGAACCACCGCUGGCGCUCUCUACGUCAAAGUCAUGACCGACGAGCAAUUGGAGACUCUUCGCAAGCAAAUUGCUGUUUACGCCACCAUUUGCGAGCAGCUCGUUGAGAUGCACAAGACUCUUACUGCUCGCCAGGAUCUCAAAGGUGCUGCAAUGCUCUUUUCUUUUACUUCUUUCAAUUCAAUGGAUGAAUUAGGCUUAUUGCUUUAUCCUAGCAAGCAAAAGAUCAAAGAGAUUACCUCUGAACUGGGUCAACAUGGGCAAAUUUCUGAAUCAAAUGUCUAUAAUUGGUUCCAAAACAGGCGUGCUCGAUCAAAGAGGAAGCAGCAGGGUACAGCGCCUGCGUAUGGUGAAUCAGAAUUGGAUACAGAAGUCGAGUCGCCGAAAGAUAAGAAGACAAAACCUGUGGAUUUUCAAACUCCUCAAACCUCUGCACCUUUGGGGGAGAACAUGGGCUUCCAGAGUCCUGAGAUGCACUAUGAACUGCAUUUCCUGGAUCCAAACACCAACAAAGCUGAUACUUUGUUUCCAUCAAAUGGAAGUUCAAAAACCGCAAGAACUUUUAGUCAGAUGUCUUCUUAUGAAGGGAAUGAACAGCUGACAGGAAAGAUCGAGACGCCAGAAAACUAUAGUCUUUACUCGCAAGCAGAAGGAUGCAUGACCGAACAACCCUGAAUUCUUUUACAGUUGACACAAAAGUGUUCUUGUCUUAUUACGAAUAUGCUGGACUUCUAGCUUUCAUGUGACUAGUCCAUUAUUGAAGGAAACAGUGAUGAUGAUGUCGAUGAUGAAGGAUGGCGACUUGUGUGCUCGUAUCUGGUCGUGAUUCGUGGAUUGUCGGAGUGUUCAGUUUUGAGUAAUGUAUUUUGGUUGGAUUGUAUUUGGAGAUGAGCUUUGGGAGUUGAUUAGUUGAUUGAGCCAUUGACAGUGUUGUAGGUUUGUUAAAUGGCCCCUCUAAGGAGAGAAGGCCAUUUGUAAAAGAAUGUGUUUGUAUGGAAAAGAGAUUGCAAAGGCGAUCCUCAACCUCAUUCCUUUUAUUGUUGGUUUACUUACAAUUACCAAUAGAUAAUUAGUUAAGCCAAGUGAUUAACUUGCUUGCUAAUGAAUAUUUGCUGACAUUUAAGUGAA